Molecule: messenger RNA, 953 nt
Organism: Pistacia vera
Lineage: Eukaryota; Viridiplantae; Streptophyta; Magnoliopsida; Sapindales; Anacardiaceae
Product: cytokinin riboside 5'-monophosphate phosphoribohydrolase LOG5-like
Exons: 7
Coding region: 36-716 (226 amino acids)
Biological process (GO): cytokinin biosynthetic process
Cellular component (GO): nucleus; cytosol
Molecular function (GO): hydrolase activity, hydrolyzing N-glycosyl compounds
Source: RefSeq, a predicted model, not a curated record
CUGAAGCCCUGCAAAACCAAGCCAAAACAAAAACCAUGGAAAUGGAAGCAAAAGUUGUGAAGAACUCAAGAUUCAAGAGGGUCUGUGUGUUUUGUGGCAGCAGUACCGGGAAGAGAAACUGCUACCGUGAUGCCGCCAUUGACCUAGCUCAAGAGCUGGUUGCUAAAAGAUUGGACCUUGUUUAUGGAGGAGGUAGUAUUGGGUUAAUGGGAUUGGUCUCUCAAGCUGUUCAUAAUGCUGGUGGAAAUGUUCUUGGGAUUAUUCCAAGAACUCUGAUGAACAAAGAGAUAACUGGUGUGACGGUUGGAGAAGUAAGGGCGGUAGCUGACAUGCAUCAAAGGAAGGCAGAAAUGGCCCGCCACUCUGAUUGUUUUAUAGCUCUUCCAGGUGGAUAUGGGACUUUGGAGGAGUUAUUGGAAGUCAUCACUUGGGCUCAGCUGGGAAUACAUGACAAACCUGUGGGUUUGCUUAAUGUUGAUGGCUACUAUAACUACCUUCUCACUUUCAUCGACAAAGCCGUUGAUGAUGGCUUUAUCAAGCCUUCUCAGCGCAACAUCAUUGUCUCUGCACCAAACGCUAAAGAACUUGUUGAAAAACUUGAGGAGUACGUGCCUGUGCAUGAUGGAGCUAUAGCCAAGGCAAUGUGGGAGGUUGAGACACAGCAGCAAGUGGUGUUCAAUGCUACAACAACUUUGCAGACUGAGGUCGCUCUAUAAAGACAGACAGAACAGAAGAUGAAGAUAAAAAGAACAAAAAAAAUAUAUAUUAAAAGUUAUGGGGAAAGAAGAAGCUUCAAGUCCUUUGCUUUAUUAUUAAAUCUCAUUUUGGGUCAUAUACCAACCAUGAAUCAUACCAUAAUGGUAUAUGAAAGGUUUGAAUGACUUGAGAGAGAAAGAGAGGAGAAGACAUUGACAAAAUUAAGUGGGUCUUUUUUGUAUGUUGAAAAGAACUUA